GCUAGGUAACCAGGUCUCCCAGCCCCUUCCCAGCACAUCCUGAACUGCACAUCGGCAGCCUCCAGCCAUCUUCCCUGAGUCUCUCAGACACCCGCCCUCUGUGGGAUCCUCAAGAGCAGGAGGAGGGGAGAAGCAAGCCCAGUCACCACCCCUGAGCUGCACUACCCCCGUUUCACUGUGAAGACUCGGCCGCUGGGCCACUAGCUCACCACCGCCAUGAGUCUGGGCAUCAUGGAGGAGGAGGACCUGGCCGAGUACUUCCGGCUGCAGUAUGGGGAGCGGCUGCUGCAGCUGCUACAGAAGUUCCCCAGUAUUGAGAACCAGUCGGACUCUCCAUCCGUCCGGCUACUGGAGAAGAAGAAGGAGGCCAAGAUUAUGCACCAUGCCAUGGAGCAGAAGAAGGAGACAUUUCAACGCAGAAUGGAAACCCUGAACCUGCGCUGGGAGGAACUGGGCAUCAAGGAGGCCCAGCUGAAAGCCCACAUACAGAAGUUUGAGCAGUUCAUCCAGGAGAAUGACCAGAAACGGAUCCGGGCCCUAAAGAAGGCCAAUAAAGAGCGCGAGCUAAAGAGGCAGCGCAUGCGUGAGCUGGCCAAGGCCAAGCAGGAGAUGGCCGUCCUGCGACUGGAGCACCAGCGGCUGAGCGCCAAGCUGCAGGAGUACUCCAUCUUCAACAAGUACCUGGAGAAGGUGGUGGAGAACUCCGAGUUUGAGGAGAUCCACGAGGUGAUCGCGCGCUACAAGACACUGGUGAGCAUGCACCACGACCUCAUGCAGUCGGCACAGGAAGGCCAGGAGAAGAUUGAGCGUGCCAAGGCGCGGCUGGCACGCUACAAAGAGGAAAAGGACGACGAGAUCCUGCAGCACAACAACGAGCUGGCGCGUCUGCAGAUGCGCUUCGACCGUGCCCGCAGUGACGUCAUCAUCUGGGAAUCUCGCUGGGCGCACAUUCAGAACACCGCUGCCAAGAAGACCCUCUUGCUUGGCACCAUUAAGAUGGCAACGCUGAACCUCUUCCAGAUCGUGAGCAAACAGCUGAAGGAGGCGACCUUCGUGUCUCUGGAGGACACGCACAAACAGCUGGACAUGAUCCAGCAGUUUAUCCAGGACCUGUCAGACAUCUGGGCAGAGGUGAAGAAGAAGGAGCUACAGCAAAUCCGGGUUUGAAGAGCAGCCGUGGUUCCAGAACAUUCCAAGACAGAGAAGGGAGGGAGGAAGUUGCUGGUGACCUUGUCAUCCAGUCAGCCCAGUCCAGCUCCCUGGAACAUACCCCCCACCCACCUUCAUGCCUUUCUGCUGGUGAAAUCCCUGUUUUUCACAUCAGGCCUCAGCCCAUCCCAUCCCUGAAGACAUUAAAUGUUAUAAGAAUUUUGUUCCUAA
This is a messenger RNA of Capra hircus (goat), 1380 nucleotides long. RefSeq names its product coiled-coil domain containing 42 (gene CCDC42). The coding region runs from base 217 to 1167 and encodes 316 amino acids. Gene Ontology annotation, biological process: spermatid development. NCBI's taxonomy places the organism in Eukaryota, Metazoa, Chordata, Mammalia, Artiodactyla, Bovidae. The transcript has 7 exons. The record is from RefSeq and is a predicted model, not a curated record.